This is a messenger RNA of Tribolium castaneum (red flour beetle), 2049 nucleotides long. RefSeq lists its product as hypothetical. NCBI's taxonomy places the organism in Eukaryota, Metazoa, Arthropoda, Insecta, Coleoptera, Tenebrionidae. The transcript is spliced from 2 exons. Bases 202 to 1884 code for a protein of 560 amino acids. The record is from RefSeq and is a predicted model, not a curated record.
CGGUCUUGUUAAUUCCCUUCAGUUUCUUCGACGUAUUUGUGCAAUAACGCCUCAAAAUAAAAAUUGAUUUUUUUGGUAAAUUUUCGUUUGCGGUUGGCAGUUUUGGAAUUUAAUUCUCAGUUGCCCAAAUGUCAAUUUGAUGUGUAUUUGUGAGUGGCAAAAUCCUUUUUUAUGUAAUAACACGAACAAUUGCGUUGGAAAAUGAGUCGGAGGCAUCACCACCACAAUCUCCAGCCCUAUGAUUACGACCGCUUCAACGACCAACCGCGGGAUCGAACCCGGGACCAGGCCAGAGCCAUCGAAUACCAAGACGACUCCUUGAGUUCCAUAAACUCAGACGAAGAGUCGUACCUGCACCACACGAAUAGAGACAAGAAGUCAAGCUUUUAUUCGAAGGACAAGUCGAGCAAAAAUGAGAAAAACAGCGAGCCCUACCACCCGAAGGAGCCCAAAUCGCAGCCCCGGGACACCAAGACAUCCGACUCCACGGUGGAGCGUUUGGAGCGUCUGGAGACCAUGUUGGAGGAGUUCAUGAAACGUAGUACUGUCCCAGCUCCCACACCAAGUGUCCUCGAGAAAGGGGCCGAGAAGCCGUUUUACGUGGAACCGCCCAGUGUUGUUGAGAAGAAGGGACCCAGUGAUAGACUCGACAAGCAGUUUUAUCUGGAGCCGCGACGACACACGUUCACCACGUCCAUGUGGAUCAACAAAAUCCAGGAGAUGUCGUUCCAGAACAACUGGGAUGAGAAGACAACCAUCCAGUAUAUGGUGUCUCAAAUGUCCGGGACUGUGAAAGCGUGGUACAACAGCUUGCCCAACUAUGACUACACUUGGCCUGAGUGGAAACUUUUGAUUUGUAAGGUUUUCCCGGACAAUACCGAUUUUGUAACCACUUUGAAGAGAUUAGUAACACGGUUGAAGCAAGCUGAUGAGAGCAUGACCACCUACUACUUCAGCAAAAUGUACCUGAUUGAAGCGUGCAAAAUCACUGGAGAGGACGCAGUUUCGUGUUUAAUAGACGGGUUGAACAACCAAACCAUACAAAUACAGGCAAAGGCUCAAAAUUUUCUAACACCUGAAACACUAUAUUCGCAAUUUUUGAUGGUCCUGCCGGAGUAUUCCGUCGACUAUGCACCUUCUGGAGUUCCCACGGAGGCCACCUGGUACUAUUCGGAGGACGUACCAAGUAUUCAGUCGGUUAAUGAAGAUAGGAACGCUUCUCAGGAACAAAUGUUUGGGUUUGAAGCGGAUGAAAGGUCAGAGAAGUUUAACUAUCCAGAUCAAGCGAAUUCAAGUUUUGAGGAACGUCCGGUAAAGUCGCCCUCAAAUGCAAAACCUCCAGGUCCUGUACACUCAAGACUUGAUAAAAGGUACAUCAGACGGAAAGAUUUCAAAAAGCAGAGUAAGGUUCCAUUGGCUUCCAAAGUGUGUUCCAUUUGCUUGAAUCGGGGCCACGUUGCGAGGAAUUGUAGAAGAAAAGUGGAGAAAGUGUUAUAUUCCCGUUUGUCCAGCUCGGGCUUCCAAAGUUGUUUUUAUAAAACUUGUACGGUUAAUGGACAGGAGUUGGAUUCUUUUAUCGAUACCGGAUGCACGACUGUGACAAUUACUGAGGAAAAAGCACACAGGUUGAAACUACACGUGGAUUUUAGUGACGAUAGGAUUCAAACAUACGGCGGAGGAUCAGUUCGUAUUUUGGGGGAAACCGAAGUUUUACUGAAGGUGGAUUCAGUUCAGGCUCGUGUCAAGGCGGUAGUUGUACCAAAUAAUGCACAAGAGGUUUCGGUCAUCGUUGGACAAGGAUUCCUAAACUUGAAGAAUGUAGGCGUGUUACUGCAAAAUAACACGCUAAAAAUUUAUGAGCCAUUCUGUAAACUAACAGAUUAACUUUUGAUUUGGUGUAUGAUUCCAACCAGUGGGACGCGUGCUUCAGGUGUCACCCAGUUUAAGUUACCGUUUGUUUUUUUUAGAAUUAGAAAUUUAUGUUUCUUACUUAAAUUUAAGUUUAAACGCCUUUGUAAUUGAAAAUAAAGUGUUCAUACUCCAACAAAA